This is a messenger RNA of Entelurus aequoreus (snake pipefish), 2114 nucleotides long. Its product is annotated as M protein, serotype 24-like. NCBI's taxonomy places the organism in Eukaryota, Metazoa, Chordata, Actinopteri, Syngnathiformes, Syngnathidae. The transcript has 10 exons. The record is from RefSeq and is a predicted model, not a curated record. Bases 116 to 1315 code for a protein of 399 amino acids.
GCAUAAGCUAUAAGGAAGGGAGUUGUCCUGCACUCCAUGGAACAGAACUACAGGAAUUAAAUUGUAAAGCGAGAAGGACAAAGGUAUCUUGCCCAUCACUGAGCGUCUGAGGAAGAUGAAGGUGGAGAUGUGGAAGGUGCACGCCACGCUGCAGGAUGGCAUGGCGAGGAGUUGGAUACCUCCAAAUGCGGAACUCAUAUUGGCCGAAAUGGCGCCACGCCAUAGGGAAGCAAUGGAGGCCAAAAUGCGUGGCAUGGUGCACAGGAGCCAACAGGCCGCGCUUAAAACUGCCAAGGCAACUAACCGAGCUGAGAGGGCUUCUGCCAAGAGAGCUCUCGACGCUCUCGACGCUGAGCGGGCUUCCACCAAGAGAGCUCUCGACGCUGAGAGGGCUUCCACCAAGAGAGCUCUCGACGCUGAGAGGGCUUCCACCAAGAGAGCUCUCGACGCUCUCUACGCUGAGAGGGCUUCCACCAAGAGAGCUCUUGACGCUGAGAGGGCUUCCACCAAGAGCGCUCGUGACGCUGACAGGGCUUUCGCCGAGAGAGCUUUCGACGAUCUCUACGCUGAGAGGGCUUCCACCAAGAGAGCUUUCGACGCUCUCUACGCUGAGAGGGCUUCCACCAAGAGAGCUCUUGACGCUGAGAGGGCUUCCACCAAGAGCGCUCGUGACGCUGACAGGGCUUUCGCCGAGAGAGCUUUCGACGCUCUCUACGCUGAGAGGGCUUCCUCCAAGAGAGCUCUCGACGCUGAGAGGGCUUCCUUCAAGAGAGCUCUUGACGCUAAGAGGGCUUCCACCAAGAGAGCUCUCGACGCUGAGAGGGCUUCUACCAAGAGAGCUCUCGACGCUGAGAGGAGCGCCCUCAAUUGGAAAUCGAAGUUUCUGAAGGCAAAACGGGACUAUGAAAUAGUGCUGGCACAGUUGGAAAGAGGUGGCCCGCCGCCGGCUUCUCAAACGGCUGGAGAUGGUGAAGACAGUGGUCCUGCCGAUGAUAACAGCCAGGACGUGGACAACCAAAGCCUGCUGCCUUCUCAAACGGCUGGAGAUGGUGAAGACAGUGGUCCUGCCGAUGAUACCAGCCAGGACGAGGACAUCCAAAACCCGCCGCCCUCUCAAGCUCCUGGAGAUGGUGAAGACAGUGGUCCUGCCGAUGAUAACAGCCAGGACGUGGACGUGGACGUGGACAACCAAAGCCUGCUGCCUUCUCAACGUCCUGGAGAUGGUGGCAAUGUUGGGGAUGAAGGUGUGUGUGCUGGUGAGAAGGUCAAUAUCAUCCAUCCAUCCAUCCCAUUUUCUACCGCUUGUCCUUUUUGAGGUGGUGGGGGGGUCGCUGGAGCCUAUCUCAGCCACUUGUUUAAUAAAAUUAUUAUUGACAAUGCUACAACAAUGUGUUCAAAUGAAUGGCGUAAAAUCAGACUGAAUAAUUAGUGAUUUGCGUGUGCCACAAGGAUCUAUUUUCAAAUAUACACACAUACAUACUGUUACAGUCCAGCACCUAGAGCAGGGGUGUCAAACUCAAAUACAGAGUGGGCCAAAAUGUAACAAACUCAAAUACAGAGUGGGCCAAAAUGUAAAACUGAACAAAGCCGCGGGCCACUUUUAAUAGGGACCCAAACAAGUUUUGCAUUGAAUAUUGAACAAGGAAGGCUUAUAUAACUUUAUAGUGACAUGCAACAUCCAGUUGCAAAUAAUAAUAAUAAUAAUUAAAAAAUAUCAAUGGCAUAUUGAUAUAAAAAUUGAAAUAAAAAUGAAAAUUUCUAUUUGCAGCCUUCUGAGGUAAAUAUCAACAUUAACUUUUUCCACAGGCUAAUAAAUUAGAAAAUAAAAUAACAAUGAAUAAACCAACCAUUCAGGACUUUAAACUGCUCAGUGAUCUAAUCUGAUGUGCCCAAGCCAGAUACCUGCCAUCUUUUCUUGGAUGCUAGUUCAUUCAUGUCGGGGCUCAGGCUUUGAGCUGAGGCAACCUUCAUUAUCCAACGAAGGUGUUCAUCAGUCAUUAUAUCUCAUAGUCCACCCGGACCACAGUCUUGGGGGCGUGCCUUUAAGGUCCUCCACGAGCUGUUGUUACAAGAUAUGUGCGGCUUCUGUAUGAACACACACGGGAAUGCAACGC